AUGGGUGCAGCCUUUGAGCGCCAGCGUGACCAUGUGUUCACUCCACCCAGUCUGGAGGAACGUCUACGUCAAGCGGCCGGCCAAACAUUGGCAACGUGGGUCGUUAACCAUGGGCCUAAGACUCCUGAGGAGGUAACCAGCUGCCGGGCACUUCUUGAGAGGUACCUGGAGCCGCACCUAACGACUCAAAGUCAAUACAAGGCACGCCUUGACAUGCAAGCACGUGGUGCACCGGUUCCACCAAUCAAGUGUAUACCCAAUCUCUUGUUCGCAGGCGAAACAGUGAGCGAAGAAGACGAUGCCUUCGUUCACUGGGUGACCUAUGUGCGUCGCCUCAGCAACAUGUUUGCUCUAAGGGCUAGUGCCCAUGCGGCUGAUGUUCGUCUCGAACGCAAGUUUCGGUUAGAUUUUGCCAAGCUUAAGGCUAGAGGCCAAUUGCGCAAGCGCACGCGCUAUGCUUCGGCUACUAAGGUAGCCGCGAGUGCUGGUCAGUCUGUGGCCUACUACUCGCCAACCCGCACCACUAGUGGUGGGGAACGGCCUCGGUCUCGAGAUGACUAUGUCCACGAUGCUCAAAAACAUCCAAAGCAAAAGGGCAAUUUGCCGUAG
Molecule: messenger RNA, 609 nt
Organism: Peronospora matthiolae
Lineage: Eukaryota; Oomycota; Peronosporomycetes; Peronosporales; Peronosporaceae
Source: the annotation of a GenBank genome assembly